Molecule: messenger RNA, 1023 nt
Organism: Monoraphidium neglectum
Lineage: Eukaryota; Viridiplantae; Chlorophyta; Chlorophyceae; Sphaeropleales; Selenastraceae
Exons: 8
Coding region: 1-1023 (340 amino acids)
Source: RefSeq, a predicted model, not a curated record
AUGACCCUCCGCAGGUGGGAGCAAUGCAAGUUCGCGGCCACGCCGCCCGCAUUCGGCGUGUGCAGCGACGCGCAGCGGGCCGAGGGAUUGCAAAUGGCUGGGCGGCUGUUCAACGGCGCACCCAUGCAGCUGCAGCCCUGUGACCUGCACAGCUAUAUACGCGGCCGCACACUUUGGAUCAUUGGGGACAGCCACUCAAAGCAGCUGUUCAAGGCAAUACAAUGCUUCCUGAUCGACUUCUGGGACCAGCAGGAGUGCCUUGUCAGCAAUAACGAGAGACUCAACCAGCAGCUGGACAACCUUCCGGUGCUCAAGGGUGACAGCAAGUGCAUCCAUGUGCUGGGCAGCGGCCGUGUAUGCUUCGUCGGCGCCGUGCUGGGGACGAGCCUGCUGGACAACCCCAAGGUGGCGAGCGGCGGCGUCCUGAACCUGCUGAGAAAGCGCCUGGCGGACCCCCAGGAUAUUUUUGUGAUCAAUUUUGGAGUCUGGCAUGUAAAGGAUGGGAACGCUGGGCUCGAGCAAUACAACAAGGCACUGGAGCGGCUGGGGAGCGACUACAAGCUCAACAAGGCAUCAUGGCCUCACGUCUUCUUCCGAGAAACGCCCAUGUCCCACUCCAAAGACAUGAAAAGCAACAUCUGCCUUGCGGCGCCUCAAGGCUGGGGCCUGGAUUAUGGGCGGGGCCGCCUGUACAUCCAGCCGCUCGCCCGCUCGGCCGCGGUGCAGUCGCUGGUGAGCGGCGGCCCCCUCAACGCCCCGGCGCGCACAAUCCUGUCUGGCAAGUAUGCGAUGCCGGUCAUCGGCGGCUUUGCGUAUUCUGUGCCGCUGCACGGGUCGCACCCCGGUCUGCGCGGCACGCCGGCGCUGGACUGCCUGCACUACUGCAGCCACGGCCUCCCUGAGAUCAUCACUUUUGAGCUGUUUCGAACCUUCCAAAGCGGCAUCACGGGCGUGGAGCCCUUAGAUUGGCCAGACCCCACCAGCCGUCUCAACUGCACCCCCACCAACGGCAAGUACCGGUGA